CCAUUAAGUAGUGUUGUUAUUAUAAUUGUGAUUGAUUCGAUUUACCCUUUUAUAUUCAAUUUAGGUUUUUCAAUUUCUCGAUUAGGAAAACGGUAACAAAUUCGGUACGGUCCUUCAUUCUUGCUUCCCUAGUUCUCGAAUUAUUUCGCGCCAAACAGUUUGAAGAAGCUGAAAAUGACGAUUGGGAAUCUUGCUUCUGAGAAUAAGAAAACAAGGAAGAAGAGGGAAAUUGUUAAUGAGAAUGAGCCUUUAAUACCUAAGUCUCAAGAAAAUGCUGAGUUUCAUGAAUUUAAUGGAGCUUCGUUUUCCGGGGCUGUUUUCAAUUUGGCAACCACUACUAUUGGUGCUGGAAUCAUGGGGUUGCCUGCUUGCGUUAAGAAAUUGGGAAUGGUGCCUGGUCUUAUUACCAUAAUCCUAAUGGCAUUGUUGACAGAGAAGUCGCUUGAGUUCAUGAUCAGGUUUUCAAGGGCGGGGAAUCUUUCUGCUUAUGGAAGUCUUAUGGGGGAUUCCUUUGGGAAAAUUGGAAAAGCUUUGUUGGAGAUAUGUGUUGUAAUCCAUAACACUGGUGCUUUGAUUGUGUACAUGAUUAUUAUUGGUGAUGUGAUUUCUGGAACAACGUCAAGUGGAAUUCACCAUUCUGGUAUCCUUGAAGGAUGGUUUGGUAUCCAUUGGUGGACCGGGCGUACAUUUGUUAUUGUUUUUACAACACUUUUUGUGUUUGCGCCUUUGGUUAGUCUUAAGCGAAUUGAUUCAUUGAGAUUCACAUCUGCAUUGUCAAUUGGGUUAGCUGUUGUUUUCCUUAUCGUCGCUGUGGGGAUCUCAAUUAUCAAGAUUAUUAGUGGUGGCAUUGGAAUGCCCAGACUCUUCCCGGUCAUUACUGACGCAGCUUCAGUUUUUGAUCUAUUCACUGUAGUUCCUGUCCUGGUGACCGCUUACAUCUGUCACUACAAUGUUCACAACAUAGAUAAUGAACUGGAAGAUUCUUCAUGGAUGCAUGGGGUUGUGCGUACUUCCCUUACUCUAUGCUCUUCAGUAUACUUACUGACAAGCUUCUUUGCGUUCCUUCUAUUUGGUGACGAAACUCUUGAUGACGUGCUUGCCAAUUUUGAUACUAAUCUUGGAAUUCCUCUCGGUUCGGUGCUCAAUGACGCUGUUCGUUUUAGCUAUGCUGCACAUCUUGUGCUUGUAUUUCCUGUAGUUUUCUAUGGGUUAAGGGUCAACGUAGAUGGUCUAAUAUUUACCUCAUCAAAAAGGCCUUUGGUUAUUGAUAACUUCAGAUUUGCAUCAAUUACUAUAUCCCUCGUUGGCAUUAUCUUCAUGGGAGCAAACUUCAUACCUAGCAUUUGGGAUAUUUUCCAGUUCACUGGAGCAACUGCUGCUGUUUGUCUAGGAUUCAUAUUUCCAGCUGCAGUCACUCUGAGGGAUCGAUAUAACAUAGCGACUAAAACAGACAAAAUACUAUCUGUUUUUAUGAUAGUCGUGGCAGUCUUGUCAAAUGCUGUUGCGAUAUAUAGUGAUGCCUAUGCCUUGAUCAACAAAAAUAAAAAUGUCUGAUGGGUUGAAACAAAGCAUGUGUACAAAUAUUCUUCAAAAGCGUGUGAAGGCUUGCAACUUGUACAACGUUGUUUGUAUCAAAGAACUGUCAACUUGUCUAGAAAAGACAGAAUAAACAGAAACACAAAACCGUAUAUAUGUAUAUUUGUACAGUGUCCGACAAUGUUUGUUGUCAAAAUAUCGUUUCUCUUCUAGUAUGCUCUUUGCCGAUGUUAAUAGUUUGAUUUUCUAAAUUUUUGUAGAAAUUGAAUAUUUGUUGCAAUUUGUUGUAUUGUACGGUUCUUGUGAAAUCAUAGAUUUUUAGAUUAA
This is a messenger RNA of Vicia villosa (hairy vetch), 1863 nucleotides long. Its product is annotated as amino acid transporter AVT6A-like. Lineage: Eukaryota; Viridiplantae; Streptophyta; Magnoliopsida; Fabales; Fabaceae. The transcript has 7 exons. The record is from RefSeq and is a predicted model, not a curated record. Gene Ontology annotation, biological process: amino acid transmembrane transport. The coding region runs from base 175 to 1554 and encodes 459 amino acids. Gene Ontology annotation, molecular function: amino acid transmembrane transporter activity.